AUGUCACGACAAAUUACUGUCGAUGAUAUUCCAAAGGCAGUCUUGGUGGGCAACCCGCUGCUCUACUUCACCACCGGCUUUGUGAGUCUCUGUGUCUUUCUUUUCGGAUACGAUCAGGGUUAUUUCAGCUCGAUUUUGACCAAUCACUAUUUCAAAGAGUAUUUCAACUAUCCAACGGCUGUGGAAAUCGGUACUGUCGUGGCAAUUCUGGAAAUUGGCGCUCUGAUUUCAUCGCUGAGUCUGGGCCCCAUUUCUGAUAAGCUCGGACGCAGAAAAACCACCCGGCUCGGUGCUCUGGUAUUCUGCAUUGGAGGCACGGUCCAGUCGUGUUCCAAGUCGGUGUUCCAUCUUGCCAUUGGCCGUUUCAUCUCUGGCAUUGGCGUUGGGUUUCUGUCCGGCACAGCACCCUCGUUCCAAGCAGAGAUCUCUGCUCCCGAGAACCGUGGCCUACUGGGGUCUGCACAGUUUACUGGCAACAUCAUGGGCUAUGCCUCGUCGAUCUGGAUCGACUACGGCUGCAGCUUCAUCGAAAACAACCUUUCCUUCCGAAUCCCACUCAUGUUGCAAGUCGUCUUUGGUUCGAUCCUAUUUUUCGGUACCUUUGCGCUGGUGGAAAGUCCUAGAUGGCUGCUAGAGCACGACCACGACGCAGAGGGGCUCGUUGUCAUUGCCGAUCUGUUUUCAGGUGGUCACGUGCACAGCGACAGAGCACGUGAGGAGUACAAGGCCAUCAAAGAGUCUGUUCUGAUAGGCCGUCUAGAGGGGAGUCUCAGCUAUCUCGAUGUCUUUAGAAAAUACCCUAGACGGAUAUUCAUGGCUAUGAGUUCGCAGAUGUUUGCGCAGUUCAAUGGUAUCAACGUGAUAUCAUAUUACGCUCCGCUGGUAAAUGCCAUCUUGCUCACCGGUAUCAAUGCCAUUUUGUAUGUUCUCAGCAGCAUUCCGCCAUGGUAUCUGACAGAGGCAUGGGGCCGCAAGCCGGUACUGAUCAUGGGAGGACUGGUUAUGGGGGUCAGCUUGUGUGCAGUCUCGUACUUUAGCAAGUCUGAGACAUCCAAUAGCGCUACCAUGGUUGUCGUUUUCGUCAUGAUCUACAACUCGUUCUUCGGCUGCAGUUGGGGCCCCGUCGGCUGGCUGAACGUUGAGGUGCUGCCUACUAAGGCCCGUGCCUCCGGAGCUGCCAUGGCCACGGCCACAAACUGGCUGUGCAACUUCAUUGUCGGGGAGCUUGCACCGAUCCUGCUCGAAAAAAUUAAGUGGAGGCUUUACCUCAUCCACGCCACCUCGUGCUUCAUCUCAGUCGUCACUGUGUGGCUUGUGUUUCCAGAAACCAAAGGCCUGAGUCUCGAAGAAAUGGAUAGCAUUUUUGACGACAGGUCGUCGGUGUACUCAACGCACUCCGGCAAUCUCUCCGGCUUUGGAUCCACCAACGACUUGGAGGCCUGGAGCAGCAGGUCGGGAAUGAUCACGGGCCACGCUCCGCAGGCUGCAAGACACCCCGGCGCUCAGGAGUCAAACCCACUGCUGCCAAACAACAAGCCGUUCAUCUUGCCUCAGGAUAUCGAGCCACCAGACCUGGCUACCAUCUACAAGUUCAAAACAGACGACUCGCACUCUCUGCGCGGCUCGCUGCGCAAGGGAUCAGAGGCGAUCCAACAAUGACGAAGCAAGCAUGGCGUCCGACGCGGUGUCCGAAAGGUUUAUAAAUACUUCACAUUGAUUACGCUGCUACCCGUCUAUAACAUGCGACAAAUUUGUCACCAUUGUUGCGUGCCACUUUCUUUCCUUCCUCGGUCGACUCGCGCAUGAUGGCCACACAAGGGUCUUGAUCCUCCCAUUCUUUGGAAAGGCG
Messenger RNA from Ogataea polymorpha, 1849 nucleotides. RefSeq lists its product as uncharacterized. The coding region runs from base 1 to 1659 and encodes 552 amino acids. Gene Ontology annotation, cellular component: membrane. NCBI's taxonomy places the organism in Eukaryota, Fungi, Ascomycota, Pichiomycetes, Pichiales, Pichiaceae. The record is from RefSeq and is a predicted model, not a curated record. The transcript has 3 exons. Gene Ontology annotation, molecular function: carbohydrate:proton symporter activity. Gene Ontology annotation, biological process: carbohydrate transport; transmembrane transport.